CCUGGCAGACGCAGUCCUGACCAUGCCUAUGGGGGCUGCUGCAGCCACAGCCGCCGGCCCGAGGCAAGUCCCAGCCUGCUCCGUCCUUUAGCAACAGCGGCGAUUCCCUACGGAUCGCUCCCUGCCUGCGUCUGGUAGCAACGCCGGGCAAUGCCUUGGAGGCGCAGCCCGCAGCCGGGGCACGGGGCGCGCCCUGCCGCUGCUGCUGGCGUCCCACGGCGGGUUCCCGGGCCGGGCUGAGCCGGAGCGGGCGUCAGGCACCAAGGCCAAGGGGCCAGCGCGUGUUCUCCCUGCCCCUGCUCGGAGCCCUGCCGCGCCGGCGCCGCGGGGAGAGGCAGGAUUCUGAGCAGAAAGCUUUUGCUGAUUGGCUACCUUGAUAUCGCAAGUUCAUAAUAAACCUCGUGGAAUUAAACAAGUAUGAAUAGCAUAAUGCCCAGCACAGCAUCGGAUGGGACCUCAAGGAAUGCUGAAGGAGCUCAGCUUCAGGAUGACAACCUGAUGACUUCUCCAGACUGGAACAGAGAUGCCCAGGAAGAUGAUACCGCUCUGAAAGAAAAAGAGCAAUCUGGCAUGGCUGCUGGAGCCAGGGAGCCAAGACUGAGGGAGCCACUGGGGCAGAUAACUAGCUGGAGUUCGCAGACUUUGCUCAGUAAGGAGGAUGAGGAUGAAUCCUUAAAAUAUUCCAAAUAUAGACUAGGAGGGUCAGUUGACAGUGUAUUGUCUCUUGCUUCUUCUGAGCCUUUCGACCCACUUGAAAGGAAGACAUUGAGAUCUAAGCAAUCACAGGGUGCUUUGGCACAUUCCUCAAGCAUAGCUGAAGAAGGCACGUAUGGAAGACAUAAAUCAACAGCAGAUACUACUCAAGACAUUGUGGAUGAUAUAAUAGGUGAUGAAGUUGCUUUCAAAAUACCUGUUCAGCCGAUCAGUAAUAAUAAUAGUCCAGGUGCUACUCACAGCAUGGCUUCCAGAGACAUUUACCCCCAGAUACACACUGAACCAGCAAGUCAUGGUGAAGCUGCCGACUUAGAACAUUCUCCAGACACUGCACUUUGUUUGCUUGCACCCUGCCCAAGGUCAGAAGGGCUUCCAGAAGCUGGGAUGCCAGAUGGACAAGCAGUCAUCUUGGCUGAUGCGCAGAAUUUGCUUGAUUCACAUGAAACGCUGAUGUUGUCAGAGACAGAAACAACAGCAUCACAAUGCUCUGCUAAUGAAUCCUUUGCAGGAAUGAAUCAGGAAAGUCCUAGCUUAAUCCAUGGGAUUAAGAUGAUUGCAGCAUUGUCAAAGAGCGCCUAUGGCAGUGGCACAACAUCAUCUGCAGACAGGGUUUCUAACAUUCACAAGGCAACAGAGACAGAAGAAUCUCAGGAUAGAUCCGUGCAUCUGCUGCAAUCCCUGGUUGAGAGAGCAGAGGAAAUUAAUCAGCUCACGAAGAAAGUGCAGAUUGAGAAUCAGCAGCAAUUGGAGGAAUGGUGCCUACUUUCUGCAGAAAAUGAAAGGUUCAAAAGGGAGGAGGCAAGGAGUUUUAAGGAAAAGAUGGCAACCCCCAGUCACCUCAACUUGGACCGCAGCUCAGCUUUAAUACUACAGCAGCAAAUUGCGAGUCUUAAGAAUCAGGUCGGUGAUCUUCUGGAGGCCAAUGAGGCUGCUGUUCUGGAGCUGACAAAUGCAGACGAAGAGAUUUCACAACUGAAAAAUGAAAUGGCUCAAUUAAAAUCUGAAUAUCUGCAGAAGAUAAAAGAAUCCAAAGAAGAAAAUCAUCUUCUCAAGGAAAUGAUGAACAUGGUGAGCAAGAGGCACGCUCCACUAACAACCUAUGAGCAGGACCUUCAUGAGGAGAUUUUUCAGCUAAGACGUGAGUCCAGGAGGUUGAGAGAACUCUGUCACCAACUAAAUGAGGAAAACCACAGACUGAAAGAAGAGCUAUGGGAUGUUAAGAGGGAAUACAAACGGCUAGCACAGCUGGCAACAGCCAGAAAGAAGGGCCAGACCACAACAUUAAUUCCUUGGACUGAUCUUUGCAAGAAAGACACUCAGACUAGAAUUCUAUCAUCAGUGCAGUAUGGCAGGAAAGAAGGUUUACAAACAGAUGAGAUGAAUGGAAUUCCCAGCAGCAGAAUGGUGUCUAUACUCAAAGUUUUCAGCCCCCAUGCAUGUGAUGAAAGGCAACAAGAAUGUUCUAAAAGCAAUGACUCCUCAAUGUCUAUGAAUAGUGAGUCUACAGAGAUUCUGAUCACUGGAUACCAUGAUACAGGCUUAAAGAAAGAAUCUAAGAGCAACUCAAAAGAUGGUGCAUGUGAGGAGAUCCCAGAACCGUGUGAUGAUGAUUUGUCUGCAGUCAGUCAGCAAAAUAGGACACAUCAUCAGAAUUCUCUACAGCAUGAUACAGAUGUAACAGGCAGCCUCUCUGCAACGGAUACCUGCAGUAAAAGUGCCACGAGCAGAAUUCCCUGAUGGGCCACAAUUUGUGGCUUUGUCAAACCAAUGGGUGAAGUGGAUUCAAGGGUUCAACACAUCCUGCUUCUAGUUUCUCAACAGAGAAGUUUAUUUCAAUCACCGUGGUGGAGCAUGAAGAGGUAAUCAGCCAUCACCCAAAACUGCAGGGCUUUAGUAGAUCAAAACCAACACUGUGAAUUGCUUCUGGAAACUACUUUAUAACUAAUACAAGACUACAGAGGACCUGUAUAAAACAUACCAUGCUAGAAGCACUUUAAGUAAGCAGGCACCGACUUACUAAAAUUCUCAAAUGGGCAACCCUGUAUAGGGAGCCACUAGUGAAUGGUAUCAGCUGGUGGCAAAAGCUUGGAUAAAUGCAGCGAGGUCCACCUCUGACAGGAAAAGUCACAACUUCCAAGCUAACUGUAGGUGAAAAGACCCUUGACUACUGUGGAACCCAGGGGCAGUGGGGAAUCCAAAUAUGAACCUCACUUACAAGAUAGGCAUCCCCUUACAGUAGAUGUUUCUUCAUGCCCAUCAGUAUCAUCUUGAUUAUCAUCCACAAGGUGUUUCUGUGAAUUUGCUCCUCUGCCCUCCUUCUAAGAUAGGAUCCUCUGAAUGUUUAUAACUACUGUUUUUCAUAAAACUUCUUUCAAACAAGAAAAAGCUAAAUUGUAUCUCACUUGCUUUGUGUACUGUGCCCUUAUCAUACAUCAGUGUUCUUGCUUAACUAAAGAGUAUUGCAGGUUUCACAGCAGCCAGCGUGACUUAGUCUUGACCAAGGGGAAGAGUAUCCAGGGCCAUUUAGUCGUUGGACUUAGGACAUGAGUUAAAGGGGGUCCUUUUUCUUGUUGUGAGGGGGACAGCUGUUCAUUAGGAACUGAACAGUUAUUUCACACCGGCCAGGAAUAAGCAAUCAGAUGAUGAUGACGAUAUUUGGUUACUACCAAUCAGGGCUGGGAUUGAAGUCAUGGCCUCAUAGUAGAUCAAUUGUGUUAUCUAACAAUUCUUCGAGAGAUGUCCCUGUGGGCACACCAGGUCAAGGUGCGUCCCAGCGCCUUCGAUCGGAGAUUUCUACAGCAGUGCCCCUAUGGGCUGCGCAUGCACUGUGCCUG
Molecule: messenger RNA, 3548 nt
Organism: Chrysemys picta bellii (western painted turtle)
Lineage: Eukaryota; Metazoa; Chordata; Testudines; Emydidae
Biological process (GO): cytoplasmic microtubule organization
Cellular component (GO): cytoplasm; microtubule plus-end; nucleus
Molecular function (GO): microtubule plus-end binding
Source: RefSeq, a predicted model, not a curated record